ACUUUAGAACUGUCGUUUGACGUGGUUUACGUGUUGUUCGAAAAACAAAUCCUUAUCAACUUUUGGCUAAUGGCUCGUUAGCCGGCGUUCGCAAAAGAAACCAUCGGCCACUACUGCUAGAACAAAAUGGCAAGUAAAAAAAGUAUUUUACUACUGUUCGACGUCGACGGGACUCUCACGAAACCCCGGCAGGUGAUUUCUGCGGAGCUUUUAAACUUCCUUUUGAACACAGUGAAGCCGGCGGCCAGCAUAGGCCUCGUCAGCGGCUCCGAUUACCCCAAGCUAGUGGAGCAAUUAAACGGGGAGGAGAAUACGAACCAAUUCGACUACGUGUUCUGCGAGAACGGUGUCGUGUUCUACAAGAACAGCGAGCUGAUGAAAUCGGAGAGCAUCUUGAGUUUCGCCGGCGAGAGCACGCUCCAGAGCGUGAUUAACUUCGCCCUCGGGUACAUGUCCAAGAUCCAGCUGCCCGCCAAGAGAGGCAACUUCGUGGAGUUUCGGUCCAGCAUGAUCAACAUCUGCCCCAUAGGCCGGUCGUGCUGCCAGGCCGAGCGAGACGAGUUCGUCAAAUUCGACGCACAAAACGGCACCCGAAAAAAAUUCGUCGAAGCCCUGCAGAAGGAAUUCAGCGACACAAAAUUAUGCUUUGCUCUCGGCGGUCAGAUAAGCAUUGAUGUUUACCCAGAGGGGUGGGACAAAACAUACUGCCUGCAGUAUGUCGACAAUGAUUUCAGUGAGAUACAUUUCUUCGGAGAUAAGACUAUGCAGGGUGGCAACGAUUAUGAGAUAUAUAAUGACAGUCGGACUAUUGGACACAAAGUGACAUCCCCAGAAGAUACCAAAAGACAAGUCCAGGAAUUGUUGAAUAUAGAAUAAGCAUUGACAAUAACAAAUACUAAUUAUACUUUAUAGGAAUGAUUGUGAAUUAUGGGCACUUUAUAAUACUAUAAUUAUUAUACUUUAAUACAGU
Molecule: messenger RNA, 970 nt
Organism: Aricia agestis (brown argus)
Lineage: Eukaryota; Metazoa; Arthropoda; Insecta; Lepidoptera; Lycaenidae
Gene: Pmm2
Product: phosphomannomutase
Exons: 1
Coding region: 127-876 (249 amino acids)
Biological process (GO): GDP-mannose biosynthetic process; mannose metabolic process; protein N-linked glycosylation
Cellular component (GO): cytosol
Molecular function (GO): phosphomannomutase activity
Source: RefSeq, a predicted model, not a curated record